CCCCGCGAUAUCGAUUCGCUCGCGAUGUUCUCUUCGUCUUCAUCUCGUGGCUUCCUCUCCUUCUCUUCGUCUCGCCUGCUCCGCAGUCGCAGCACGGCAGGCAGCGCAACAGCUCUCACAUCCACCCAGCCGCCGCCCGUCACGUUCAUCGCCAAUGUGAGCCACUCCGACCAGCGCCCAAGAGGCCAGAUCCACCAUGUGCAACCGUCGGCAGCCUCAUCUGUCACCUUUCGGCGGGCCAUGUCUGUGCAGCCUGGCGGCAGGGCGCAAGAUCCACCGGCCGAGAGCUUCCACCCCGACAUGGAGCCCCCGACCUAUGAAUCGGACGUUGGCAAGAGCGCAUCGUCAUCCUCGAGUUCGUCGCAGGUGCCCUUUGGCUUCCAGAGUGUCGCUGAAGACGUCAAGGCACGGCUGGUCGGCAACGUUUUCACAAGUGUGGCAGACAGGUCGGUGGGAAGGUGGGUGGAUGAAUGUGCUACCUACAUCGAUGAGGCCGUUUCAUAGAUCCAUCUUUGUCUGUGUGCUGCGCGAUUUGUGUUGAUGCAGAUACGAUUUGAUGAACGAUCUGAUGAGUGGCGGCGUCCAUCGCAUCUGGAAGGACCAGCUGGUCGACCUCAUCGGUCAGCCAUUCACCACACACUCAGGCAUCGCACUCUCUCACGCUGAAGUUGUUUUGCGUGCAUAUGCAGAUCCGCCCCUGCAGCCGUACACCGAGCCCCCAGCGGCGCCCUUUCAUGUGCUGGACGUGGCCGGAGGGACGGGGGACAUCGCAUUUCGUGUCAUCCGGAAGGUCGAGAACAAACUCAAUCCGCCUCCCUUUCCCCGUAAGCUCACUGACGGCACGAACAAGAAGCUCCUUUGCCAGCUCCAUGCAUCUACACACGAUGGAUCGGUCAGAGUCGUUGGUGGAGGUCGGUCCUCUGCGACCUCUCGGGUCCCUGGCGCAGUGCUCCCUCCUCGCCAGCCUGGUGCAUCCAAGGAGAGCCUCCUCAUCUGAGUAGGACAGACCAACAAAACCAGAGAGAUCGUUGUCAUUCAUCAGGCAGCUGAGCUGCUGUUUACUCCCCAUUUUGCCAGCUCGUUUGGGUCGACACACUUCCCCGUCCGCGUGACGGUUUGCGACGCCAACGAGGAUAUGCUGCGAGUGGGGAGGCAGAAAGCGGCGGAACAAAACCUACCGGGUGACAGAACAACCAGGGACGCACAGUGCACAAUGAUUGAGGAGAAUGUGUUGGCUGGCCGGCCGCCUGAUGUGGUUGUCAGGUCUUGAUUGGGUGUGUGCUGACGGCGAGUCGCUGCCCUUUGAGGACAGCAGCAUCGAUGUCGUCACCAUCGGUAGGCUGUCAGCCAAGAGCGGAGAGCCAACACGUGGAUGUAUGGAUCAAAAACAGAAGUGUCCGCAUUAUCACCUCUGUCUGUCAGCGUUUGGCAUCCGCAACUUCACCCACAUCGAUCGGGGUCUCUCGGAAGCCUAUCGUGUCCUCAAACCGGUAGGUAGAUAAACAACACGGCAGAGAGAAGGAUGGAGGCACAUUUGAAAGCUGUAUGGGCAUUUGCUGUGUGUCCUGCGUGCGCGUUGUGUCAGGGAGGACGUUUCUUGUGUCUUGAGUUCAGCAAGGUGAGUGGGACCAAUCCGCCUGCAUCACAUGACACACAUCGCUGAAUGGCCGGCCGGGUCGCUGUGUGUGUGCAGGUUGAGAAUGCGGCGGUGGGCCAGGUGUAUGACCUCUACUCGUUCCAGCUCAUCCCACUCAUGGGUCAGCUCGUGGCCAACGACAGAAACUCAUACCAAUACCUGGUAGGUAAAGUAAAGUAGCCCUCAGUACCAGAUGCCUUCGUUUAUCCGGUUGAGGCUGUGUGUAUCUGUGUGUGGUGCUCAGGUUGAGAGCAUCCGCAAGUUCCCGCCGCAGGAGGAGUUCGCUCAGAUGAUGCACAACGCAGGUACACUGCCACACGUGCAGGAGUCACAGGGUUCCGUAUCUCGGCUUUGUGCCUGUCUGUCUGUCUGUCUGUGUGUGCAGGUUUCACGAGCGUGACGUUCACAAACAUGACCUUCGGUGUGGUGGCCAUCCACAGUGGAUUCAAGAUGCACUGACGCAUGGAUGGAUGGAUGGAACACGUCGAAGCAGUUUUGUGGCCGCCGUUUUUGGCUGUGUGUGUUGCGACUGACUCGCUAGAUACACUUGUGUUUUUCCCCGUGUGGAGUGUACUCCACACACGGUGUGUCCAUAAUGUGGGUGAACGACGCGUGCAUCCGAAGGAUGGCAUGGCACCAGACGGACGGGUGGGGUGAAGGGCAGUAUGUGUUGUCGCGUGGGGCGUGUGCAAUGCCCAUCGUGCGGUCGGGGUCUGCUUAUCCCAUCGGGUGCUCGCUGGCAGGAUUGAACACAUGGGGUUCGAUUGUGCUCGUGAGUUCUUCGUGGGACACGCAGCCCUCAGCUGUGUGUGAUUG
This is a messenger RNA of Vitrella brassicaformis, 2452 nucleotides long. NCBI's taxonomy places the organism in Eukaryota, Vitrellaceae. The record is from the annotation of a GenBank genome assembly.